GAACUAGUGAAGAAUGAUCUUGAACUUGGAGAAGGGCAUCAACUAUCCAUCAUUAGUGAUAUGCAAAAGCUAAUUACUGAUAUCCAUCUUACUAUUUUAUUGUUGUUGAGUUUUUCACUUUAAUUGAUUCUUUUUCUGUUAUGUUGGUUUGUUAGGGACUAGAAAUUGCUCUGGAUACUUUAUUGCCACUUGUUGAACAUAGAAAAUGUGCAAGACAUGUUCUUGCAAAUUGGUCAAAAAAUUGGAAAGGAGUUGAAAGAAGAAGAGUGUUUUGGAGGAUUGCUAAAUCCACAUUUGAAGCUGAGAUGAAGGACAAUAUAGAGACAAUGAGGAAAUUAGGACAAGAAGGUUUAGAUAAUCUUUUAUGGUACAAUUUGAAUACAUGGUGCAAGAAAUAUUUUGAAGAAUAUAGCAAAUGUGAUGUUGUGGACAACAAUAUGGCAGAAAGCUUUAAUGCUUGGAUAGUGUCUGCAAGGUAUAAAACCAUCAUCACAAUGCUUGAGGAGAUAAGGGUGAAGAUGAUGAAAAGAAUUGGUGAUUUGAGAGAGUUCUCAAACACUUGGAUCACUGAUAUAUCUCCUAUGUCUUUGAAGAUUUUGCAAGAAAACAUUCAAAAGUCUAUGCAAUGUAACUUGACUUGGAAUGGAGAAAGAGGUUUUGAGAUUAAACACCAUGGGUUUACACACACUGUGGACAUUGUUAAUAGGAGGUGUAGUUGCAGAUCCUGGCAGCUUAGGGGAAUUCCUUGUCCUCAUGGUGUUGCUGCCAUUCAUUACAAAAACUUGGAACCAAUCCAUUAUGUGGCUAGCUGUUAUAGCAAGGAAACCUACCUCAGCACAUAUGCCCAUUUUAUUCAGCCAAUGAAUAACAUGAAAAUGUGGUCAACCUCAAAUAAUCCAAUUGUAAAGCCACCAAAGAUCAGAAAGUUGCCUGGAAGACCAGUUAAGGUUAGAAGAAAGGAAGCAGAUGAAAGCAGAAAAACUGGAAAGUUGAGCAAAAGAGGUGCUGUAAUGACUUGUAGCAAAUGUGGCACACAAGGACACAAUAAAAGAGGAUGUCCUACAAGAAACCAAGCUGAUCCAAGUCAAUCAACUGAACCAGUUUCUCAGGCAAGAAGUACUGGUCCAAGUCAGUCAUCUGAACCAUCUUCUCAUACACAGGCUACUGAAAGUGGUAGAGGAAAAGGCACAGGAAGAGCAACAAGAGGAAGAGCAACAAGAGGAAGAGCAAGUGGCAGAGGUGUUCCAGCUCAAUCACAUGAAAAUGUUACAAACACAGAGACUGUAAAUGGUAGAGGUAGAGGUAGAGGUACAGGUAGAGGAGCAGGAUCAGGAAGAGAAAUGGCUCAAGAAAGAAAUGUGAAUGAAGGACUAAGUAGAGGAAGAGGAAUGACUCAACAUAGUCAAACUAGUUCAGAAGCAAACUACAGUAGAGGAGGCCUAGGAAGAGGGAAGAGACCAGUAGAACAUGAAGACACUAGUGGAGGACAAACAAGACCUUUUAAAAGGCCAAGAAUGGUAGGUGUUGGCAUAUACCAAGCUAAAGAUGGAUUUACAACUCUCAAUCCUGGAUUGCCAAGUAGAAGAGUCAUCAAUACUGGUACAAAAGUUACAAAGAGGGCUGAUGUUGUCACUGGUGAUAUUGGCUACACACCAGUACGUGGAUUCAAAUGGAAGGGGAAGACAACUAUUACAAGUAGCAACCUGGAAAGAAUGAGGGCUGAAAAGGUUAUCCAAACUAGGUCUGUAGCUGCUGCUAAUGCUGCUAAUAGCCAAGGCCAAACAACUUCAAGUAGAAAAACUUCUGUGCCAUGGAAGUAGGGCAUUUUGAUGUUGUCUUGUUCAUUUUGACAAACAAAAUUUAACUAAGCAUAUAUUUGUGUUGUUUUUUAUUGGAAACAAACUCAAUUUUGGGUGUAACCAAACAAACUUGAAUGGUUGGAAUCAAACUCGAUUAUGAAGUCUUCUUUUU
Molecule: messenger RNA, 1971 nt
Organism: Solanum pennellii
Lineage: Eukaryota; Viridiplantae; Streptophyta; Magnoliopsida; Solanales; Solanaceae
Exons: 4
Coding region: 306-1820 (504 amino acids)
Molecular function (GO): zinc ion binding; nucleic acid binding
Source: RefSeq, a predicted model, not a curated record